Molecule: messenger RNA, 2870 nt
Organism: Girardinichthys multiradiatus
Lineage: Eukaryota; Metazoa; Chordata; Actinopteri; Cyprinodontiformes; Goodeidae
Gene: shcbp1
Product: SHC SH2-domain binding protein 1
Exons: 13
Coding region: 136-2241 (701 amino acids)
Biological process (GO): fibroblast growth factor receptor signaling pathway
Source: RefSeq, a predicted model, not a curated record
UUGACCGGGAUAUUUUGAAAGCAACAGGGUGGAAACGGCUGGUUGUUUAGUGUUCGCGAAACAAAUCAACUUCGAACGCAUUGAAAACAGUCUGUUAAACAGACAGAGUUGUUCGGUCGGGUUUUUAGCGCAUCCAUGGAGCAGGAAACCCAGGAAAUUGGAUGUAUAAUCAGCGACAUGUCGGACAUGGUGCUCGUUGAUUUUCAGUCUGCCGUUAAAUCUCAGGAAGCAGAGGAAUGCCUCCCAGGAGCGGGGAGCAACCUGUUGGAUAUAACCCAAGCCCUUUUUCAGAAUGAAAACAAUGAGAGCGGAGAGGACAGUGAUGAUGAUGAUGACGACGACAGUGGCACAGAUAACAUCGGCAGUGAGAAAUCAGGGACCCAGCUGCAGAGAUGUGAGCGACAUGGAGGAGAGAGCUCAAACCUUCCGGAUACCUUCCAGACCAGCAACCUGCUGUUCUAUGAGAGGUUUAAGGCAUAUCAGGACUACAUGCUGGGAGAUUGUAAGCCCUCAGAAGUGAAAGCCUUCACAGCAGACUACCUGGAAAAGGCACUAGAGCCCUGUGACUGGCUGGCUUUAUGGAGCACUGACGUCUUCGAUGUUGUGGUGGAGGUGCAAGAUCUGGACCUAAACGACCUUAAGGCAUGCGUGAAGCUGGUACUGCCUCUGCAGUGGGAAACCAGAAGCUGUGAAAUCACAGAAGAGGCUUUUAAUUCUCUUCUGGAGGCAACUCAGCACAAAGUACUCCUGAUAGAGCUGCAGGUGGUUUAUAAUGAGUCAGGGUACUUGGAUCAGACAGCUCUUACUCUUGAGCACCUAAGGUUUUUCUAUAAACACAUCUGGAGGCAGUGGGAUGAAGAAGAUGAGGAUGAUGACUUUGAUUAUUUUGUUCGUUGUGUGGAGCCUCGUCUCAGACUCUACUACGACAUUCUGGAAGACAGAGUUCCAGCUGGUCUGGUGGCAGAGUACCAGUCCUUGCUGCAGAGCUGCUCCCAGUGCUUCCAGCAGUUUUCAGAGUUACGGAGUGGCCUGAGUCCUGACUCGGACUCGGAACUAGACAAUGUUUCCAUGGUGGAGGGCUUAAAGCUGUACGACCAGCUGGAAACAUUUAAACGCAAACUACACAUCAUCGAGAACCCAUUGUUAAGGUAUGUGUUGGCCUACAAAGGGAGCUCCAGGCGGCAGUGUGUGCAGAGCCGUGGGCUCAGAGCGUCGGGUAUGAAGGUAGUUCAUGUAGUAACGGGAGUCUGCAGCACCAUACAGCUCCAGUCCCUCCUCACCGCAAGGCUCAUUCCUCUCAGCUCCUCUGAGGACACAGAGAUCCAGUUCCACAGAGAUCCAGUGUUAGCUGUGGAUGCCUGUCAUCAGGGUGACAUCGUCAUUGUUCUUCCAGGAACCUACAGUGUCAGCAGCUCCAUCUUCAUCCCAGACUCCAUCACCAUCGAAGGCUUUGGAUUUCCUGAUGAAGUUGUGAUUGAAAACCAGCACAAAGGGGACUUAUUUGUGGAGUCCACAGGAGCUGACGUCAGAGUGUCCAACAUCAAGUUCAUCCAACAUGAUGCUAUUGAAGGCAUUCUAUGUGUACGUCGGGGCACUCUGAACAUGGAGAACUGUGUGCUGCAGUGUGAGACCACUGGCGUGAUUGUGCGAACAUCUGCACGCCUCACCAUGAACAUGUGUGACCUGUAUGGCUCCAAGGGGGCAGGUGUGGAGAUUUACCCCGGCAGCAUUUGCAGUCUGGUCCGUAAUGGCAUCCAUCACUGUAAGGAUGGAGUCCUGAUCAAGGACUUUGCCAAUGAGCUGGAUGGGAUGCCAUCCAUCACCAUGGAAAACAAUGUCAUCCACAACAAUGAGGACUACGGGUUGAUUUUGGUUAAACCAGGUAAUGGAGAGGAACUCUCACAUGCCUGUGAGAGGGAAGAAGAUCCAGCUGAAGACAAGCAGGAGGAGGCAGUUUCAGAGCCUCUCUCCUCCACAUCAUCAGCAACAAAGCCAGACACUCAACUCAGCAGCAACUCUGCAGCCUCUCAGCUUGAGUCAGCAGGGAUCAACAGCACAGACGGUGACAUGGCCUCUGCUGCAGGCAAGAAGUGGCAGUUUGGUCGUCAGCUAAGCCGAAACAAGGAGGUGUCCUGCAGUCGACCAGUCCAGGAUCUGAUGGAGCAUCAGAUCUUUGUUUCUGUUCAAGGGAACCAGUUCAAACGCAAUGGCCAGGGCGACUUUGGCAUAUUUUUCUACUGACCUUCACACAGGCUAAUUAACUCUAGUUUAUUCGCUUUCAAUGCCAAUUCCGGUUUCUUGGCAUUACUUACAUGAUUACAGCUGGAUGUCUUCUUUUAUGAAGAGACUGCUGGUAAAAUGUUUUCUUAGAGGCGUUGCAUGAUGUUUGUAACACAAGGAGUGUGUUCUCAGUUAUAAUCAGCCUUUGCUUGAGUUGCUAUCCAUGCUCUGACCUUCAUAAAGAACAGUGGUGAGAAUUAAUAUUUUUGACUUUGCACAAAUGUUUUUAUCUAAAUUAUUCCUUUUGGGCUCCUGAUGCUGCUUUUUAUUAACUGUUUUACUUCUGAAUAUUAGUUUCAAAUUCACUUGUCAUGUUGAUGGUAGUUUUCAUGUUUGACCUUUUAUAAAAAAUAUUUAGAACUUGGUGAAUGGUAGAAAUCUAUUAAAAGUUUUUGUGGUUAUGGAUUUUCACAUAAUGGCUUCAGAAAUGUUUAAGGUGAAAUUGGUUUUUAUCAUUUGGGAAGUUUCAGAAUUCAGGGUGCUAUUUAAUUAGAACUGAUUACACUAAAGUCUUUGUGGUUUAACUUCAUAUCUGUAGAAACUAAAUAUAACAAGUUUUCUGUAAAUUAAAGACUGCUCAGAAAGAAAAA